Molecule: messenger RNA, 2439 nt
Organism: Chanos chanos (milkfish)
Lineage: Eukaryota; Metazoa; Chordata; Actinopteri; Gonorynchiformes; Chanidae
Product: E3 ubiquitin-protein ligase TRIM71-like
Exons: 4
Coding region: 1-2439 (812 amino acids)
Biological process (GO): protein polyubiquitination; proteasome-mediated ubiquitin-dependent protein catabolic process
Molecular function (GO): zinc ion binding; ubiquitin protein ligase activity; protein binding
Source: RefSeq, a predicted model, not a curated record
AUGGCAUCCUUCACGGACACUGAUCUGCAGACAUGUCCACUAUGUAAGGAGCAGUGUGGCGGCUCUAUCACGCCGAUCUCCUCUUACUCUUCUACCUCAUCUUCGUCAUCUCAGAUAUCCAACUCUUCUACCUCAUAUCCGCGGCGGCUGCACGUUCUCCCGUGCUUGCAUGCUUUCUGCCGCCAGUGUCUGGAGACCCGGCGUAGACCGAGUGACUUACAGAAGCUUCAGUGCCCAACGUGCGAACAGACAGUGUCUAUGUCCGAGGCUGGAGUUGAUUCUCUGCCCUCUACAAACUUCCUCCUUAGCGGGCUACUAGAUGCGGUGGUAUCUGCAGAGAAACAUGGGAACAGUUGUGUCCCGAGCGCAGGAGUAACGGGAUUCCAAAACGCGCAGUGCAGCUCGUGCGACGAAGGGAACCUCGCGAGUUCUCAUUGCUUAGACUGCCAGGAGUACCUGUGCAGCAACUGUGUCCGCGCCCACCAGCGUGUGCGGCUGACCAAAGAUCACCUCAUAGAACGACUUUCCGAGGGUUUACAUCUGCCUGGUCGAGGGAACCGCAACGGAGACACUAGGUUUACGCUCACGCUGUCUCAUGCGUUAGACUCCAACUUCUCAUUACUGCCAGUUAUCCGGGACCGCGCGAACUUCUGCCAGCAGCAUGGCAGUGAGGUGUUUCUGUUUUACUGUGAGACGUGCUCUGUCCCGGUGUGUCGUGAGUGCAGCGUUGGGCAGCACAGAGGUCAUGGGUUCGUGUACCUGCAGGAAGCUGUGCAGGACGCCAAAGCUCUCAUCUUACAGCUGCUCUCUGACACACAACAUGAACGACGGGCCAUACAGUUGAACAUGGAGAAAGCCCAGGCAGUCGCAGAGCAGCUGGAAAUGAAGGCAAAGAUGGUUCAGACGGAGGUAAAAGCCAUCAUCCUCCACCACAAAAAGGCCUUGGAAGAACGAGAGUGUGAGCUGCUCUGGAAGGUGGAAAAGAUUCGUCAGGUGAAAGCAAAAUCUCUAUACUUGCAGGUGGAGCAAUUGCACCAGCACCUGCGUAAGCUGGAUGCCACAGUCACUAUGGUGCGGCACGCGUUGGAAGAGGGCAGCAGUGCGGCCGGUGCCCUGAAUGUGCUGACAGCACGCGAGCGCAUCCUGGCCCAAACACAGGAGAUACACACACUGCGCACAGUGCUGCUGCUGCAGGAAGACGAGCGUUUCCUUUUCAGCCCCCCGGAGCCAGCGUUGCUCAGGGCGCUACGUUCACUCGGCCAGCUCAGCGGCGGGGCGUUCGCUCCCCUUAGCACCGCUCAAGGAGAGGGGCUCACUGCCGCCCUGUGCGGCAAACCGGCCUCUUUCACCGUCGUCGCCCGUGACCACGAGGGCCAGCGGCGGCAGGCCGGGGGCGAUGCCGUGUCUGCUCUGGUGCUGGGCGGUGACGGCAGCGUGGGUUCGGCCGACGUGACAGACAAUCGCGAUGGCACCUACACGCUAAGCUACGUGCCGCAGAGCGAGGGGGACUGCUUUGUGUCUGUGUUUGUGGGCAACCUGCAUGUGGAGGGCAGCCCAUUCACAGUGCCGGUGACAGCUGGUCGCAGCUAUGGCUCGAUAGCGCUGCCUGUUGCAACUUUUGGCGGGGAAGGCGAGGCUGAAGGGCAGGUGUGUCGACCUUGGGGCGUGGCAGUGGAUGCAGAGGGCUUCAUCGUGGUGGCGGACCGCAGCAAUAACCGUAUUCAGGUGUUCCGCCCAUGUGGCGGAUUCCAUCAUGCUUUUGGUAGCCUGGGUUCAGGGCCGGGCCAGUUCGACCGGCCAGCCGGUGUAGCAUGCGACCGUCAGCGCCGCAUUGUGGUAGCUGACAAGGAUAAUCAUCGCAUCCAGGUGUUCACCUUCCAGGGCCAAUUCGUGUUCACCUUUGGCGAGAAAGGCAUUAAGAACGGCCAGUUCAACUACCCUUGGGAUGUUGCUGUCGAUUCGGUGGACCAGAUCCUGGUGUCAGAUACACGCAACCAUCGCGUGCAGCUCUUUGGGCCUGAUGGCACCUUCUUAAACAAGUACGGCUUUGAAGGCACACUCUGGAAACACUUUGACUCGCCGCGUGGCGUGGCCUUCACCCGCGAGGACCAUCUAGUCGUCACCGACUUCAACAACCAUCGUCUGCUGGUUAUCCGGCCAGACUGCCGGUCAGCGCGCUUCUUAGGUGCGGAGGGAAGCAAAAACGGGCAGUUCCUGCGGCCGCAGGGUGUCGCCGUAGACAGGGAGAACCGCAUCAUCGUGGCUGACUCACGAAACCACCGUGUGCAGGUGUUCCAGCCCGAUGGAACCUUCUUAUGCAAAUUUGGCACUCAGGGAGAUGGGUUGGGUCAGGUGGACCGUCCCUCUGGAAUUGCUGUAACACCCGACGGAAUGAUCGUUGUUGUUGACUUUGGCAACAAUCGCAUCCUCAAGUUCUGA